Messenger RNA from Alligator sinensis (Chinese alligator), 2932 nucleotides. RefSeq names its product glutamate rich 6B (gene ERICH6B). The record is from RefSeq and is a predicted model, not a curated record. Bases 32 to 2191 code for a protein of 719 amino acids. NCBI's taxonomy places the organism in Eukaryota, Metazoa, Chordata, Crocodylia, Alligatoridae. The transcript is spliced from 16 exons.
GGCGCAGGGCCGCCCGGCCCCUUUGCUGCGGAUGCCAGAACGCUGGGAUAAUGCUUUGGAACGCCGAGAUAAUGUUUUAGAACGCUGGGAUAUGUCUAAUGGGCACAAACUGUCAGGGUCUGGCAGUAGCCCAUCCCAGCCAAAAACAUUUCCUCCUGGGGGAAUUUCUUCAGAUUCAAAAUAUGAUGGUCUGCUUCUCACUGUGGAAAAUGUUAAAAAGCUUGAGGAAGAGUGUACAACUCCUAAAGAAGUCCUCGUUAACCAGAAGGUGGAGGAAUAUAUUAAACAAACUAAUCUCUCUUUGCUGGAGAGAGCAAGAAGCAGGAAUACUAGUAGAGAGUUCGUCCUAGAUGAAACCAAUCCUGAAGGAGUUGCUUCUCCAACAGAGCUGGAUGAAAAAUCUGGGAAAACUCAUGGGAAAACCUCUAAAGAAAUUUCAAAAACAGAAUGUCAGACAGAUUCUCCAUCAACUCUGCAUGUUGGUUCUAAGUCAAAGGAAUCGAAGAAGUCUGUGGACAGCUCUCCCACCUCCCCUCAGAGCAGAAAGUAUGACGUGGAAGAUCUGAUGACCCAGACAGAAUGGGGCUACUCAGAGAAGUCUCUGGAUGCCCAUGAGGAUGUAUUUGGAGAAGAGGUGAGGAGUACAGAAGUCAUAGAUGAAGAAUCCGUGUCCAUCCAAAGUCAAGACAUAGUAGUAAUCUAUACUAACAUCUCCAAAGAAAUUGAGGAGAAAGAGAAGGAAGUGGUAGUGGCAGAAGCAGCAGCUGAAAAAAAUGAGGCAGAAGAAGAGGCAUCAACUGAAAUUGAUUAUGCUGAAGGAAGAAAAGAGUAUGAACAAAUCAUACUGGAUGAGCAAGAUGUAUAUUCCACCCUUUCCAAAUCUGUAGGUGAAAGAACUGAUGGAAAUGCAGCUGAAGAAGAAAAAGGGAAGAAGCUGAAUUUUGAAGCCCUUCAUGAGCUUGUUGAAAACUUACAAGACCACCGGUCUGUUUCAGAAGAGGAAACUUCUCUCCUUGAAUCAAAGGCUUAUGAUGGUGUGAAAAUAACUACUCUGUACUUAAAGGAGGGACAUGGAGAAAGUGAAAGAGAAAUCUGUGAAUUUUGUAGUGGUCCUGUAAAGCCCUUCCCAGAAGUAGAAGAUCUGAGCAUAGUGCCCCUGGAAAAGCUCUUAUGCUGCAGGACCUACAAGACAGUAUUUGAGUGUGUGAUAAAGGAGCUGCUGAUAAAAACUGAUUCUGCUGAAGAGAUUGACAUUAGCCCUCAUCCUCGUCUCUCACAAGUGCUGCUGCUCAGUGAAACCAAGAAGAAACUGGAGAAACAGUUGCGAGACAGAGGUUUUGAGAUAUACAGAGAAAUAUUUCAGCGGUAUAUGAAGUUUGCUGCCUGGACCAAAAUCUCAUUUGCAUUAGCGGACCAAAAAGAUAUAAGUGCUGUUGGUGGCAAACAUAGUCGAAAGCAGUCUACAGCUCCAGAAGAUGUGCUAGAGCUAGACACUGAGAUCAGAGCAGAACACUUAAAGAAUUGUCAUGCCAGGGAAGCUGUAAGAAGAUAUUAUCCUGAUGGGCAGAUAUUCUCUCUUCUUUUUCCAGAUGGGACAGGUCAGGUUUAUUAUCCAUCCGGUAAUAUCGCCAUCCUGAUCACGUAUGUCAACAGAGUUCUGUUUACAUACAUCAUUCUCGAGGAUAACUCUUACACAGGGAUCCGAGCGUUCUUCACCCCUCACGGCUAUGCAACAUGCUACCAUCAGAAUAGGCUCUUCUGGUUUCGCUCUAGGAUGAUUCUGGAUUUCUGCUCUGGUUCCUACUUUGAUAAGAAAGGAGUAGAACAGAAGCACUGGCGCUGGCAUGACUUCAGCCACCACGUUCAUGCUCCUCCUUUCCAGCCCAUCUCCAUGAAACUCAAUGUUUAUAUCAGCAUUAAAGUUGUGGCUCAGGACCAAAUUUAUCUCUCAUUUGCUAAAGACUUCAACAGCAUCCAUUUUAACAUGGGGGCCAGCCUAAAGCUAAAAGACCCAGCCACACUCCACUUUAAACCAGCAGAAGACCAGCUGGAGCUCUUCCUUCAUUCCAAAAGCGUCCAGAUCAAGAAGCUCCUGGCCCAGAUGCAGAAAGCAUUGCAAGACUGGCACCGUGCUCAGGUGAAAAACAUUCCAGGCCUUGCCUCAUCAUCUCCUGCGUGCAUACGCUGUUGAAACAGAGACAUUAAAUCAAUGAUUUGCAGUGGACACAGAGCUUCCCAGAGACUGCUCACCAGUCAAGACAGCCAGUCAGGUCAUUGUGAAAGUAAAACUCAUUUUCAAGCUGUUAACAGUUUGCAUCUGACUGCAUGCCAAGGUAGAGUAAUUAUGGCACUGAAGAGCACAGCCUGUCAAUUUUGAAACAAAUAAUCAAUGGAUCCUUGUUAGGUCAAUGUGCACUAGCCCCAUAAAGUGAGAAGGUGGUUCUUAGAAGUGGGAGAAAGGAGAGUAGAGCUGGCUUCAAAUUUGGUGGCAGCCUAAGCUAAACAAACGCCUGCUAUGAGCCACUUUGCAUUUUGCAACCUUUUCCAGCAAAUAUACACAAUUCCUGGAAGCUAAAAUUCACUUACAGUGAAAUGCCCAGAACUGAAUGAAGCAUAUUCUAGGGUGAUAUGACUGGUAGUGAAUGAAAAUGGUCAACUGCCCCUCUGCUCUUCUUCAUAUAGUCAAAUCUGCUAGCUUUUUUCUACUGCUAUAACAGUUUGUAUCUAAUACAAUCAAGCUUGGACCUCUCAUGUUAGGGCCUAACAGAUUUCUCUCUUCCACUGAAUACCUGCCUGGCUUUCAUAUUUCUCCCACAUGCACUUGCCUGCAAUUUAACAAGUUCAGUCUCAUUUUGUUAUUUUUUGAUGAUAUUUCUAACCUUUGUAAGUCCCUUUAUUGGUUAUUACCCUUUCUUUAUAGUCCUUCAGCUAG